AUGGCAGAUCAACACCAAGAUCCCCAGCAAGUCUGGAAUGCUGGCCUCGACAACUUCGACUACCGGUCCAGCAAUCCCCACCCGGCCUCCUCAGCCCCAACCUCUGCUGCACCCGCGCCCGCGCCUGCAUCCGCAUCCGCAUCCGCGCCAGCUUCAGGAUCCCGACCUGGUCCACGAUCAGCAUCAGGAUCCCCCUCACAGUACUCUCUCACCAACAACGCCGCCGCCGUCGGUCCCAGCCCCGAUCCCGUCACCACCUCAGCCCCCGAUCCGGGCUUCUCCGACUUCGCUGCCUCAGCCGCUUGGACCGACUCCAGCCAGUUCACCCCUCCACUUGGUCCCAGCGACGGCGAGCCCUUCGAGGGCCUGAACCUGUUCCCGGACAACUGGAACGUUCCGACUGCCACCUUUCCAAACCAGUCCCUCCAGUACCGACCCAGGACGGACGGCCUCCCCAACUUCAGUAAUCCGCCGGCCCUACAGCUUCAGAACGGCGAACUCUUCACCGCCUUCAUGAAUAGCGCAGCCGCCAACUCUGGCGACUCCUCGUCUCCUCAGGGCCCCGUCGUAGCCGGCAUGUCUACCCUGACACCAGCUCAGGAGGAACAGCUUAGGAACAUCGCCAUGCCGCCUCACCUGCAAUACCAGUCCCCAAAGAGCGAGCCUAGCCAACUAAGCCCCCAAUCGAGCAAUGGCGACGGCCACAAGGCGGGCUCUCCCGACCCGUCAAAGCCAGGCAGCCGCAAGCGCAAGUCUUCCGCCGACUUUGACGACCUGGACGACGACGAUGACGACGAGAGCCAGCAGCCGGUCAAGAAGACCGCACACAAUAUGAUUGAGAAGCGGUACAGGACUAAUCUGAACGACAAGAUUGCGGCACUGCGCGACAGCGUUCCAAGCUUGCGAGUGCUGUCCAAGAGCGCGAGAGGAGAAGACACCACCGAGGACAGAGAGGAGUUGCACGGCCUGACACCCGCACACAAGCUGAAUAAAGCUACGGUGUUGAGCAAAGCGACAGAGUACAUACGCCAUCUCGAGAAGAGAAAUAAUCGCCUCAAUGACGAGAACAGCGCCAUGCAGCAGAGGAUCUCAGCCUUCGAAAAGCUGUUCAUGGCAAGCGCUAUGAACGGCACGAUGAGCCCGGUCCAGAAUCAGAACUCGCCCAUGCAGUUUGGCCAGGACGCUUCUCAGUUCAUGAACACGCCGGUGGGCACUCCGAGAGGCCUGGAUCCACAAGGAAUGAUUCCGGUGCCCGACGACAUGAAGCGCAUCAUCAGUCAGCAGUUAGCAUCUGGGCGACCAUACCCCGUCCCGCAGCAACAGUUCCAGCAGAACCCUGCCAUCAUGCGACAGCAACAGAUCCAGCAGCAACAACAGAUGCAGGCCAACCGUUGGCAGGGCGCGAGCCCUUACAUUGGAAAAUUCAUGGUCGGCUCGCUCGCAGGAUUGAUGAUACUCGAGGCCGCUCGCGAGAACGAGCAGAGCAACGAGUCACCCGAGGGCCGCGGGCUCUUCGCUAUUCCCCUGCAGCUCCUGGGUCCACUGGUGGGAAGCUCGCACGUCAGCAUCGCAGGGUACUCGUUCUCCCUAUACCAAACAAUAUCUACCAUCAAAUCUCUGCUCCUGCUCGGCGCCCUGCUCUGGGUCUUCGUUCCUUCUCUCUUCGCGCCUAGGCCGCCGAAGACGGAUAAGACGGCCCAGAUCAGCAAUGCGAAUCUAAAGAAGGUGCCAUCAUUGGCCUCGCCCAUUCAUGUCCGGAGGCAGGCCUGGCUCACGGCUGUCCAGACCGUCUGGGUGCCUCGGCACAAUUUCUUCCUCGAGGCUGCGGCUUUGAUCCUGAAGACGAUGAAGCUUAGCCUGCGCAACAUGAUGGGCAUACAGGGCUACCAGAUGUUGACCGGGCUGACAGAGGAACAAGAGACAGCCAGAGUCAAGGCCUGGACAAUAGCCUUGGACGCGCAAUUGGCCGGAGGAGAUGUUGAGAUAAACAAGAGCCGCCUGACUUUGACACUGCUUGCAGCCAAAACCCUGCCAGACACGCCUCUGCGACUGAUGCUAAAUGCUCUUCACAUGCGCGUCUUGCUCUGGCAGCUGGGCAAGCAAGGCCUCCACAAUGUUCUGGCUGCUAAGUUGGCCAGGUCCAGGUGGAAUGAAGCGAGACAGCUAUACAGGCUGAACAACUCACUUCGUCGGAACGAACCCGCCUCGUCAGAUGAUGAGCUUCCAGAGCACCUGGCUGUACUACUUGAGCAAGACUGUGACGAUGUUCUCAACGACGACAUUGUGCAGCGUGCAAACAACCUCGCGUGGAACCGCCCAACGAUGCACAACAUCGACUCCGACGUUGACGGUAUGAAUGCCGUUGUGGAGGAUCCAGCCGUCCGGUCCCCCAUGGAUGCUGUCGCAGCCUGGUGGUCGAGCCUCAUGCUGCAGCGACUCCUGUCAGCCAGCCUCGUAGAGGUCGAGGACAAGGCCGCACAGGUCACAGUCACGGGUGAUGACCUCAACCUGGCAGUCAAGGUAGCACCUAUCGGCUCGAACGCCCAGGUGCGCGCGCUUGUCGCCAAGGCCGUGCUCGUAGAGGAGAAGCGAGGGGCGCACAUUGCCACUACUCUAAAGGCCAUGGGCCCAAGCCUGAACCCCGACAAGCACCCCCGCUACAGUCAAGGAGUCCCACCCCUGAUCGACUCUCCCAUGUCAUUCAUCGUCCCAGAUCCCGACGUCCAGAUGGCCUUGCGCUGCAGCAUGGCCAUUGCACACCUGGAGCGUUACGAGACUCCGCCCCACAGCGCUCUCUCGAUCAUCGAUGGAAUUCUCCCUGGAUCGACCGAGGGCCUCUCGCUACUGGGCUGCACGGCGGCUUUCCACCUGGUGCAGCGUCUACACAAUCACGCGGUGGCUGCCGAGGCAUGCGCCACAUCUCUCGAGCGCAUGGCGGGAACACUGAGGAUAUGGAUCGGCAGUGAGGAAGGCGACAGACCAGGGCUGGACCGUAAACUCCGGCAGAAGCUGGUGGAGAGGUGUCUCAACGUGACCAAGAGCGUUGUCGGCAUGGCUGAGGAUCAAGGCUAUGCGACGAUGAGCGAGUGCGACAGCGAAGACAGCUUGUGCGAUUCAGUUGGUCUGUGA
Molecule: messenger RNA, 3129 nt
Organism: Diaporthe citri
Lineage: Eukaryota; Fungi; Ascomycota; Sordariomycetes; Diaporthales; Diaporthaceae
Exons: 2
Coding region: 1-3129 (1042 amino acids)
Biological process (GO): SREBP signaling pathway; positive regulation of transcription by RNA polymerase II
Molecular function (GO): protein dimerization activity
Source: RefSeq, a predicted model, not a curated record